AAGAAAUUUAGGUGUUAUUAAUUUCUUCAUGAUAUUUAAAAAUUAUAUUAAAAAAUAUAUAUAUCAAAAAAUGGUCGACGCAGCAUUAAAUUGCACUGAGUUGUUAAUGAAUGUGUUUGGCAAUACAACCACCGUAGGAAGUGAAAAAAUAAAAGCAGCACGAUACUUUUGUGAAAAAAUCAGCACUUUCAACAGCUCAUUGUCCUCGAAAGAAUAUUUUAACGAAUUCUGCUGUAAAAAUGAUUUCUUAAGUCAAAUGUGCUUUACAUUUUUAGAAAAACAUAUUAAACAAGAAGGUUUUAAUGUAGUUUGUUCCUCUUAUCUAAUCUAUUCAUAUGUAUUAAUUGGAUUAUGUGUUCCACUUGGUCUUCCAGCAAACUUCCUAAUUUUAACAUUAAACCUUCGUCAUCAUAUCUUGCCUAAACAGACUAGUUACUUUUUGGGUAGCCUAUCAGUUGCUGACAUAGGAGUGAUAAUAAAUUUUAUUACAUUAGCAGUGUACCAAAAAAGAAAUCCUAAUCUCUCAAAGAACGUGAGCCAGUUUUUAAUGCCUUCAACUCAUAUCUUUUUUGUAUCUAUAUCAAUGUUACAAAUUUGCGUAGUUAGCAUUGAAAGGGCAAUGGCCGUAACUUGGCCUCUUCAAUACACAAUCUUUUUUACACCAAGAAGGGCCAAAAUUGUAACAAUAGUAGUAUGGUUGUGGGGCAUGAGUAACUUGGCUAUAUCUUUACUUCGUAUACACGUGCAGUCAACGUUGUAUAAAAAUUUUGUUAUUUACACUUUUUUGUUUACUCUGUUAGUUUUCCCCAUGGUAAUUGUGUUUUUUUCUUAUUUGGUUAUUUCGUUGUCUGCUUUUAAAAAAAUCAGACACGAUAAAGAAUGUGCAAAGUUUAUUGCAGACUCCGCUCAAGUUAAAUUGAAGUCAAACUCUGGAUGGAGUAUUCACACACUACGGCAAAAAGAAAUAAAAGUUUCGGUAAAUAUUGCUGCCAUGGUUUUACCAUUUCUCUGUUGCUGGAUGUUUUUUACGUUUACUCAUGUAAACGAAGUUCUGAAAAAUCAACGUUUUAAUGGCAUUUGGAAUUGGUUUAUUCUGGCUCUACCAAUGUUUGUAUCAUCAACAAAUCCAGUGGUGUAUAUCCUUUUAACUAAACCAUUACGUAAAAAAACACGAGCUUUUUUUAAAAAGAAGUUGAAAUCUUUUUUAUGAAAUAUCAUCAUUUUUAAAGAAUGUAUUUACAAAUGUAUAAUUGACUAGUAAAAAAUUACAUUUAAAGAAAAGCGUCAAUAGUGCAGAAACAAACAGUCCUUACUUUAUAAAAAAAGACGUAUUUCAUGCGAUCUUCAGUAGUUGAUACCAGAAAGUAAAUUUCUUUAAAAGAAAAACUAAGUUUCUUACUUAAUACAGUAACUGUGUAGAGGGGCGGCAAUAAGCGUUAGUCUAUAUGGCUUUGGAUUUUUCAGGAUUGUAUUCAAUUCUGCUACAGUUGAACAUUUAUCAUUAUUAAAGCUGACUUUUAACAAAUUUUUAGAUGCAAUCAAAUGUCACAAAUUGCUUUGAUCACAUGAUCACAUCAAUUUAAUUGGUUUUACUUCUUAAUCUGAUUAAAAGCUAAAUAUAUCUGAAAAAAGCUAAUGACUUCACCCAGUAGGCACAGACAUCUAUAAGACGUUUAUACCUCGUCUUAAAGACGUCGCAAGUCUGUUUGUCGUUUUUAAGACGUCCAACAAUCGUUCCAAAGAAAAAUAAUUUAUGGUUUUCUUCAAAAUAAGCAUCUAAAAAGAUCAUGAAACUAACCAACAACCCAGUGGGCACAAGACAGGUUUUAGACGUCUAAAACACGUAUUAAAAUGUAUUAAUACGUAUAGUUUUAGGUUAAAAUAUGUCUUGUACCUACUGGAAGAUUUACAAAAAGUUUUAUAAUGUUAAACGACCAAGUUAUAA
Messenger RNA from Hydra vulgaris (swiftwater hydra), 1945 nucleotides. RefSeq names its product somatostatin receptor type 2. Gene Ontology annotation, biological process: G protein-coupled receptor signaling pathway. Gene Ontology annotation, cellular component: plasma membrane. Gene Ontology annotation, molecular function: G protein-coupled receptor activity. NCBI's taxonomy places the organism in Eukaryota, Metazoa, Cnidaria, Hydrozoa, Anthoathecata, Hydridae. The record is from RefSeq and is a predicted model, not a curated record.